UGUGCACCAUCUCUGGAGGGACCCGAUGGGCUGUUGCUGUAGACCAGUGUUUCUCAACUCCAGCCCUCAUGGACCCCCAACAGGUCAUGUUUUCAGGAUUUCCAUUAUUUUGCACAGGUGAUUUGAUCAGUUUCACUGCCUUAGUAAUUACCACAGCUGUUUCAUCUGAGGGAAAUCCUGAAAACAUGACCUGUUGGAGGUCCAUGAGGACUGGAGUUGAGAAACACUGCCAUAGAGUAAGGUUACCUGAUCUUCAAAAUGAAAGCUGGAGACACCUUACUGACCACACCCACUUGAUGGUG
Staurois parvus is the source of this 302-nucleotide messenger RNA. Lineage: Eukaryota; Metazoa; Chordata; Amphibia; Anura; Ranidae. The record is from the annotation of a GenBank genome assembly.